AUGGCUUACGAUGGGGUUAAGUCCCUACCAGAGGGCGAAAAGAAAAGAAAGUACCUUGAUAUAUCUGGAUAUGUUCAAACAUCUGAUUCCCAAGAAUUGGUUUAUACUACUUCUGAAUUUCCCUUAAUCUCGUCAUCUUUAAACUGGGUUAAAGAAGAACUUCACUUAUCUGCUAGCGGUAUUUCUAGUCCAAUUUUGCCAAUCCAUGAGUUCCUUAAUCUUUCGCGUCUAUCAACUCUGAAAAUGAAUUUCAAUGAUAACCUCAAUUCUUCAAUACCAACUGAGAUUAUUAAUCUUACUGCCCUUUCAGUUCUUGAACUAGCUGGUUGCUAUAAUUUGCAAGGCUCAAUUCCUACCCUUCCUCAGAUUAAACGGCUAGAUGUAAGAGGAAACACUUAUCUCCAAGUAAAUCUUUCAGUAAUGUUUGAACGUCAAUUUCCAAGACUCCAAGCACUUUGGAUUUCUUCAGUCAGUGUAAACGGAUCUAUUCCAAGUUCCAUAUCAAAUGCUCCGGAGUUGCUUAGUCUGGUUGCAUCAGAUUGCUACCUUAAGAGAUCCUUACCCACAACUAUUUCUGCUCUUUCAAAAUUGGAGUAUCUGGACCUCUCUGAAAACCACAUAACUGGUUAUGUUCCUUCUUUUGGCUCCAAUACGAAAAACUUGCAAUAUCUAACCUUCUUUCAAAACAAAUUCCAAGGACCCGUACCUGAAUCAAUUUGUGAUAUCACUUCUCUUCAAAAACUUGAUUUCUCUUCCAAUGAACUAAGCAAUAUGUUACCUAGUUGCAUCACCAAGUUGCACAAUCUAAAUUAUUUAGAUGUUAGUUCUAAUUCUUUCGAGGGAAUAUUCUCCUUGGACUCUUUGAUCAAUGAGUUAAGCCUAACGGAAUCAAACCUCAAUUCAAACAACAUAACCAUCGAAAUAGAUGAAAACGAGCUUCCAUCCAAAUUUCAACUGGAGAGUUUGCAGCUGCAAUCCUGCAAUAUGGAAGGGCAUAUACCAGCUUUCUUUUGCAAAUUCACUAAUCUCAGUACAUUGGAUUUGUCAAACAACAAUCUUAUGGGAUCCAUCCCAUCUUGUCUCUUCAAACACCAGAAUCUGCAGUAUCUAGAUCUCUCGCAAAACAACAUCCAAGGUACAAUGCCACGUGCGUUUCAUUUUGAUCCUAGUGCAUUCAUGUACUUAAAUUUAGCCGAUAACAAGCUUCAAGGUUCACUUCCUCUUCCGUCUCCAAGAAAUAUAUUUUUCGAUCUGUCAAAUAAUCAGUUCAGUGGAGGAAUAUCAUUCGAAGUGGGAAAACGUCUUUCCACUUCCCGCUACGCCUCAUUAUCAAGUAAUCAGCUAUCCGGUACAAUUCCUCUAUCCUUUUGCUUAAACGGUGGAUUAAAAAUUCCUUUUAGCAUUGGAUCUCUAAAUCUUUCCAACAACACCUUAACUGGAAAAAUUCCUUCUAGUAUGGGAAACUGCAGUUCCCUCGUUUUUCUACAUCUUGGCAUGAACAAUCUCACUGGACACAUUCCAAAUGAGAUUCAACAAAUACCUAUUGCAUAUCUUCUAUUGAACGAUAACUUUCUCGAAGGUAUUUUUCCAAAAUUCAUCCGACAAUUUCAGAAGUUGGAGGUUCUCAGCUUGGGAAACAACAGAUUUGAUGGUCGUAUACCUACUUUCAUCGGUUCAUUCGAAGAAAUUAAGAUCCUCUCUUUAAGGUCAAACAGCUUCAACGGAUCAAUGCCCAAAGAGAUCAGCCAUUUGGGUCAACUUCAAGUAUUAGACUUAUCAAUGAACAAUCUCUCUGGUUCAAUUCCAAGCAAGUUAGGAAACUUGACGAUGCUAACAAGUAGGCCUAAUUACUCUACUGCAGACUGGGGAGGUGGUUGGAUUAUCUCCGAUAUUCAAUUGAGCAUAAGGAUCGAUGGGGUGUUACAAUACCUUAAACGCUUACACAAUUACACUUCAGGUAUCGACUUAUCAAGUAACAUUCUGGAAGGAAAUAUCCCAGAAGAGAUAGGUCUACUACAAGGGCUUUCAAUGCUUAAUUUAUCGAACAAUCAUUUGGAUGGUAAAAUACCAAGAAGUGUGGGAAACAUGACUGGCUUAGAUUCCUUGGAUGUCAGUUUCAAUGAAUUGUCAGGAGAGAUCCCAAUGGAAUUCACAUCACUAGAUUCCUUUGGGUAUAUAAACCUAUCAUAUAAUAACUUGAGUGGCAGAAUCCCUGACGAUGCUCACUUCCAAAGUCCGGGUGUGGAUGGAUUAGCUUUCCUUGGUAAUGAAUUCUUGUGUGGUAUUCCUACCAAAAAGCAUUGUGAGGGUGAUCCUGUUGGUCCUACCAGCAACAAACCUGAUGAUAAUACGAAUGUGAAUGUCGAAGAAGAAGAAAAUGGGUUUUGGGGUCCAUUCUUAGUUUUGAUUUGUAAAAAGGAGAAAUGGUGGUUUAGGUACUGGAGAGCUGUUGAUACUGCUGCAUCAAGAUUAACAGGUUGUAUAUCUAAAAAUCAAAAGGAAAAGAUAAGGGCUUUUGGUACCAAGGGAUAUGCUAACAUAAGCUUAAUCAAGGAUACGAGGGACAUUCAGGGUGAGAUCCCCUGGUGUAUGCUCUUUGAAAACGGUAUCGCACUUAUCGGCGAGUCUAAGGAAGAGGUAGACGAAAAGCUGGAAUUGUGGCGCCAUACCUUGGAAUCGAAGGGCUUCAAGCUUAGUAGUACUAAAACUGAGUACCUCAGGUGUGAUUCCAGCGACUCCGGGACAGAUGCGGGGGACAUUCUAAAAUAUGGGAAACUUGUACCAAGAACAAAUUCCUUUCGCUACCUUGGAUCGAUUAUCCAAAAGGAUGGGGGAAUCGAGGAGGAUAUCCGACAACAGACUCAAUCUGGAUGGGAGAAAUGGCGCCUAGCAUCUGGGGUCCUUUGUGACGGCAAAGUUCCGCUAAAGCUUAUAGGUAAGUUUUACAAGACGGCGACUAGCCCGGCGAUGUUAUAUGGUGCGGAAUGUUGGGCGAUGAAUAACCGUGACACCUUGAAGCUAAAUAGUAGCGAGAUGCGGAUGCUGGGGUGGAUAUGCAACCACAUGAGGUAUGAUCGGAUCAGGAAUGAAUACGUACGCAAGAAACUUAUGGUAGCACCAAUCGAGGCGAUGCUUUCCCAGCACCGGAUGCGCUGGUUUGGGCAUCUCCGGUGA
This is a messenger RNA of Papaver somniferum (opium poppy), 3174 nucleotides long. Its product is annotated as LRR receptor-like serine/threonine-protein kinase GSO2. The record is from RefSeq and is a predicted model, not a curated record. Lineage: Eukaryota; Viridiplantae; Streptophyta; Magnoliopsida; Ranunculales; Papaveraceae. The transcript has 5 exons. Gene Ontology annotation, molecular function: protein binding. The coding region runs from base 1 to 3174 and encodes 1057 amino acids.